CGCCGCUUUUGCGCUCGCGAGCGACUUAAUUCAGGACGCGCAGACCUUGCGCAGUGGACGUUCGCACAUUUGCACCACACAUCUUCGCGACGCAGUCCGCUCUUCGCCCGCGGCUCUUUUGAGGCCGCGCCAAGCUGCUAAGGGCUGCCGAGAGGGGCCAGGCGCCGCGCGCCCGCCCGCGCGCCAUGGCGGCGAUCGAGCCGAACCAGACGGUCUACAUCAACAAUCUCAACGAGAAGAUCAAGAAGGACGCCCUCAAGAAGUCGAUCUACAGCGUCUUCAGCCAGUUCGGCAAGAUCCUGGACGUCGUCUGCUGCCGCGGCCUCAAGCUGCGCGGCCAGGCCUGGGUCGUCUUCGCGGACGUGGGCGCGGCCACGAACGCGCUGCGCCAGAUGCAGGGCUUUCCCUUUUACGACAAGCCGAUGCGGAUCGCGUUCGCGAAAUCGAAGUCGGACAUGAUCGCGAAACGCGACGGCACGUUCAAGCCGCGCGAGAAGCGGAAGCGCGAGGACCCGAAGCCGGCCGCGCCCGCGGCCGCCAAGGCGCUCCCCGCGCCCGGCGACGCGCCGCCGCCGAAGGUCCCGAAGCCGUCGAACGCGCCGCCGUCCAACGUAUUGUUCGCCUCGAAUCUACCGGAGGACUGCAGCGACAUGAUGCUGGGGAUCCUGUUCCAGCAGUACGCCGGCUUCAAGGAGGUCCGGAUGGUGCCGGGGAACAAGGGCAUCGCCUUCGUGGAGUUCGCGGACGAGACGCAGGCGUCGCUCGCGCGCCAGGGCCUCGACGGGUUCAAGCUGACGCCGACGGAUGCGCUAUCGCUCGUCUUCGCGAAGCGGUAGGAUAGUAAAGUAGGUCCUAU
This is a messenger RNA of Pelagomonas calceolata, 856 nucleotides long. The record is from the annotation of a GenBank genome assembly. NCBI's taxonomy places the organism in Eukaryota, Pelagophyceae, Pelagomonadales, Pelagomonadaceae.